Kuraishia capsulata CBS 1993 is the source of this 987-nucleotide messenger RNA. RefSeq lists its product as uncharacterized. The record is from RefSeq and is a predicted model, not a curated record. Gene Ontology annotation, molecular function: actin filament binding; structural constituent of cytoskeleton. The transcript has a single exon. Lineage: Eukaryota; Fungi; Ascomycota; Pichiomycetes; Pichiales; Pichiaceae. The coding region runs from base 1 to 987 and encodes 328 amino acids. Gene Ontology annotation, biological process: Arp2/3 complex-mediated actin nucleation; actin filament polymerization. Gene Ontology annotation, cellular component: Arp2/3 protein complex; actin cytoskeleton.
AUGUUACAAUUGGAACCGCAGAAUCUCCUAAUUCAGGAAGCCUUUGGUGCUGCUUUCUCCGAGGACUACCAGCCUAUCACCUUGGACCGUAUCAUCACGGAUUUUGACUUCACCACCUACCACAUCUCGACGCCCGAGUCCAAAACAAAGAUUUUACUCUCAAUUAACAUCAAGUGCUGGCCGGAUUUGGUAGAACAUGGAGUUUUGGCUCUUCUAGCCGAGAAAUAUGCUGGUUUCCAGAUCCUGGACCAGCCUGAACCCGGUUGGGAUUUCAGUAUCUAUGUCGACCUAGAAACCACCAACUUCGGGUCCGAGGAAGCCAAGAGCGAGGCUAUCGAGAAUUUAUCGCUGCUCAAAAGAAACUGUUUUGCCGCACCAUUUUUGAAGGCGUUUGCACGCUACGAAGAGCUGUCUGCGCAACAGCCACCAGAUCCAAACAACAUCUACGGCGAGGAUUCCACCAACAACUCCAAUGAAAAGGUCUUGCAAAUCCAUUAUCGUGAUGCUGAGAGCAUAUUUGUGAAGCCAUCGAAUGAUAGAGUCACCGUUAUCUUCUCUACGAUUUUCAAGGAUGAGCAGGACAAGGUGUUUUCCAAGGUAUUCCUCCAAGAGUUCAGUGAUGCGCGUAAACGGUCCAUCCAGACUGCGCCACAAGUUAUCAACUCACACAAGGAACCUCCUUUAGAGAUUCGCCAUUUGAUCCGCGAGACAGCAAAUGCCAAAGACACUUCUUACAUCACUUUCGUGUUGUUUCCACGCCAUCUCUCUACUGACGAUGCUAAGUGGAAUACUAUCACACACAUCGAAUUGUUUAGGUCCUAUUUCCAUUACCAUAUCAAGAUCGUGAAGUGUUAUCUGCACCAGAGAAUGCGUUACAGGGUUAGUGGGUUCAUGAAGGUACUGAACAGAGCCAGACGUGAGCACGAUGACGAGGAACUGAAAGCUGAGAGGAAGACCGCCAGUGGCAGACGUUUUGAGGUCAGAUAA